Branchiostoma floridae (Florida lancelet) is the source of this 4781-nucleotide messenger RNA. Its product is annotated as arrestin domain-containing protein 3-like. Bases 222 to 1535 code for a protein of 437 amino acids. NCBI's taxonomy places the organism in Eukaryota, Metazoa, Chordata, Leptocardii, Amphioxiformes, Branchiostomatidae. The record is from RefSeq and is a predicted model, not a curated record. Gene Ontology annotation, biological process: protein transport. Gene Ontology annotation, cellular component: cytoplasm. The transcript is spliced from 9 exons.
CGCGACGAGACUGGGAGUGGCAGAGGCAGAGGCGGAAGUGUGACAGCUGGAUAGAGAAAGUAAAUAUUUGGAAAAUGAGGGAAAGGUUGUGAAGUUCUACGUGCCUUUACUAAAGGCUUUAGUGGCCGACAGGAAACAUUUUGAACGCCAACGUACAGCAGCUGUAGCAGCAGCCAGAGUAAUUGACUGAAUCUGUGUGGUGGAGAAAAGAAGCGUUGAGGAUGGGGAAGCUUCAGGAGUUUAGCAUCGUGUUCAACAACAACGUGGACGUGUUCCAGAACGGACAGUGGGUCUGCGGUCAGGUCGUCGUCAACCUCAACGAGGGGAUGAAAAUGAGAGGGGUGCGUCUCAAAUUCCACGGGCAUGCGUACGUUCACUGGACUGAAAGGCACUCGACAGGGUCGGGAAAGAAUCGUCGUACGACGACCAGGCACUACUCCGCCUCUGAGACCUACUUUCAGCAUAAGGUGACCCUUUUUGGGAAAGCGGAGGGCCAGUCCGGCGACAACCCCACCCUGCCCGCUGGUCGUCACGUCUUCCCCUUCCAGUACCAGCUCCCCCAGCAGGGCCUGCCGUGCUCGUUUGAAGGCGCUCAUGGCUACGUGAGGUACUACAUAAAGGGCACCAUCGACAAGCCAUGGAAGUUCGACCACACCGUCAAGAGGGCCUUCACGGUCUUGGACAUGUAUGAUCUGAACGAAGAACCAACCGCGCUGACCCCCAUGGCUGGGCAGAAGUCGAAGAUGCUUUGCUGCCUGUGCUGCGCCUCCGGACCAAUCGAGCUGCAGGUACAGACCGAUAGGACUGCGUACUGUCCCGGAGAAACCGUUCAGAUGCGAGGCACCGUCGAGAACAACGCCAACGAAGAAGUCACCCAUGUGUCAGCCAAGUUGAUUCAGGUUGUGUCGUUCCACGCCACCAGUAAGAGCAGGUCGUCCUCCAGUACCCUGAGUAAGACGGAGUGCCGGGGAUGCGCAGAAGGCCAGUCCUCGCAGGUGGAGAUGUCCCUGACUGUCCCCGCCAUCCCGCCCUCAUCCUUACGCUACUGCAGCAUCAUAGACAUCGACUACGCACUGGAGAUCUCAGGCCACAUCAGCGGCGCCCACACCAGUAUGGACAUGAAAUUCCCCAUCAAAAUCGGCUUCGUCCCCCUCAGGAGCUACUACCCCUCACCUCCCUCCUUCCCUGCACCCCCUGCUGCCCCGUACCCCCUUGGAACUGAUGCCGCCUACCCCCCUGGAGCUGGUGCCACCUACCCCCCUGCUGGUGGAAUGCCGUACCCCCCAGCGGGCAACGCAGCCUACCCCCCUGCUGGAGGGUACCCCUCUGCCCCCCCUAUGGGGGUGAUGCCAUCAGCCCCUCCCCCUGUCAUGCCGGUGGCAGGGGCACCAGGCCUGCCCCCUCCGUCCUACGCUGAGUGCCAAACAGGGAAAGCCAACAUCAAGGACAGCGAGGACUCGGAGUACACCAUGGGCAACAUGGACUUCGCUCCCAAGUACACUUAUUACGACUGGAGCAAGCACCCGGCAGUCUGAGGAAAUAACAAAACAGAAUACGAGCGAUCGCAAUGAUGUCACGGUGACGCAGUGGUGGGCAAAAAGCAGGUGUUUGGCAAUUAACCAGUAAUUUGAGCCGCUAAUUUGAAUUUCAAUUUUUGAUCCAAUCUACUGACGUCCUGGUAGGCAACAACUGUCCAAUACCCCGGAUAUAAACAACAACAGCGAUCGCUCAUAUGUAGUUAGACUUGUAUACAGCAACCACCAGGGCUCAUCAUCAUAUCAUUUGACAGAAAUUUGUUGCAUGUGAUUGAAACAUUUUGACACUAUUGUGUCAAUCUUGAUGAAACUGAUGAAAAUGUAUUAAGCGACAACAAUUAAAACCCUUAAAGCUCCAAUCCCGGAUAUAUCUGGCACACCUAUACAUGCCCUGUGUGCCGCUCCCAGAUAUAUCUGGGAAGGGUAUUCCUGCAAAGUAGCAGCUUUGCGCUUGUGUAGCGCACAAACCCCACAAGUUAGGGACUUCGGCCUUGUUCGGGGGGUUUCUUUUUGGAGGUCAGCAGCCAACCCUGGCACUUAUAGCAUCUGUAUCUGUAUCUAUAUAGCCGGUAUAACCGCCCUUCUGCGUAACACACCAGCAUUUUAUAGUGCUGAAACUCUGGCAGUUUAAGGGUUAACAACAUGGUCUCCAAAGUAAUGAGUGAGACGAAAAAAAGUUGACGAGUCCUGGUAGCAACCACCCUAGGAACUAGAAAUUAAAGUGGUUACUAUAAACAGGUGUUCACCAUAAACUGAUGAUCACUAUAGACAGGUGGUCACUUUAUGCAGGUGGUCAAUGGUCACUAUAGACAGGUGGUCACUAUAGACAGGUGGUCACUACUGUCAAUCCACACAUACACAUGUAAUUAAGGGACCAUCAGAAAGUAGCCAAAAAUGACCAGGUGGUCCCCAUGUGAGGUGGUCACCUGUACAAGUUUGACUGUACCUCAUGAAAUCGGAGGGCACCUGAUUUUGGGGGAGCCUUUGGCUUUUACUUUCAGCAAAGGAGCUGUUCUGAAUUAAUGUGUCAAAGUGUAGUGAUUCGAACAUCAAUGUGGCCUUCUUUGAGGGAACGUGUUUGAAUUCUUGAACUGUUUAAUGUUUUAGUUUUGUAGCAGACAGUAACCUAUUACUACAUGUACUGUUGGAUGUCCAUUGCACUGCGAUGAUGACUUCAAUGGGGUCUCAGGUGUGCUCGUAGCCCAAAUGUACUAAGAAGUUUUUAAAAGAUGUUUGCAUUACAAAAGCAGUAGUUGUUUGUAGCAAGGACUAUAUUUCACUAAUAGCCAGAAGUAGAUUUUGAUACUGCACACAAUCAUUUGUACUAAUUAACAGUAUUUCUAACCAAUUUUAUAUUCACCAUGACUCUACAAGUUUGAAUGGUGCAUCUAUACCCUAGCAAGACAUGGGAAAGUCAAACGUACCUGGAAUUUCUUUGCUCUUACUGAUAUGUACACUGUUAGAUAUGUCAAGUGAUGUGUAGAGUAUUGCACAGUCCAGUAUGUAAAAUGAACGACAAGGUAUCCAGAUAUUUUGAUGUAGUUGAUUCUAUAAACUAACAGCAAAUGUUGUCAGUGUAAACGUUGUAUCAGCAAAAGCUCUCUCAAAUUAUUUCAAGUUCAUGUUGUCCCCGCAGAUUGCGUGGUAUAUGGUCCAAUACGACCAUGUUAGAAUGUGGAAAAGCACUGUUUCAUUACAGAGUAUGCGCCAGUAUGGACAAGGAUCGCUUUACACCAACUAGCUAUGCCCAACUAUUAUUAAUCUUAGUGGCGAUGUAAGAUCUAAGUUAGAAAGUGUAGUAGUAGUAUCUAGUUGCCUGACCAAAUCAUGCUUCCAGAGCCAUAUAUACAUGUAUAUAACCUGGUAUCCUGUCUACCAUGGAUUGGCCAGGCUCGUUCAAGGGCAGAUGUAGCUCUGUGCUGACGGGGUAAUCUUUCACAUCUAGGAGAGUUACGUGAUAGGAGCUUAUGAUAGUUCAUUGGCUAAACUUGACUGCUAAACCUCUAUCGUAUAUAACUUCUUCUUGAUGCAAAAUAUAAUCUUGGCAACAGAAAGCUAAUCAUCUUCCCCAAAGCGAGUCUGGCUAAUGGCCUUGUUAGCCUGACAUUGAGAGAUAUAUAGAAUACAACACGGUGUAUUCCGUAUAGGCGGAAGGGUGAUCCGACCCGCGGGAGGGCAGGGACCGAGGGUGAUGUCAUACCCACCUGAAAGAAAAAUGUUUUGAUGCGAUAUGCUCCAGAAGUUGAACAAAUUUGGUGCCCUCGAACAAAAAGUGUUACAACAACAUUGUAUUCGGAUUGCCAACUGUGCCACACUUGGCCCGCUCGAAAUGGUUCAAUUUACUCAAAGGAAGCCUGUGUGAUACAAACUUCUAGCCUGUGUGAUGUGGAAAGUUAUCACAUGUUUCGGAACACCCGUAUCGAAUGUUUUCGCGUCACAGGUAUGACAUAAUGUGUAAUACCAGCUUGUGGUUAUACAAUUUAUGUAGUAUUGGGGGCCUGCGAGCCCUUUUAUGUAGAGCGUAAUCAGCUGUUUCAAUGCCACAUAAUUUGUAGCUGAACCUCUGAAAUCUUGCACAACUUAGUAUAGAUAAUGUUGCUAAAGCUACCUCAGAACUUGAUUGAAAAUAUGGCAAGAGCAGAGCAGGGUGAAAAUGAGUGAACUUCAUAGGACAAAAUUCAUAGCAUGCAUGCAUUAUUCUGUUGUUUCCUUUUUUCUGUUUUUUGUGUGCAAUUUAGUCAUUUUCAUCAUUAUCAUUCUGGUGCAAUUCAUCCCAAUUUCCACCCCCCCCCCCCCUGCAUUUCAUUUCCUUCUACUGUUGAUUCAGCUUUUCAUGCAACAUUUUUGUCUAUUUUGAUUUUUUUCCAUUUUGUGUAUUUGUGUAUUAAUGAUCUAAUAUUGGCAAUUUGAUGAUAUACUUUUCAAAGGCAAUCAGUAUUAUAAUGUUUUAAGUUUUUCACCUUAUUCAAUAUAGUUGAUGUAUUAUGCAAUGUUAGUGCCAAUUUAUCAAUAUUGAUUCCCUCCCUCCCCUAUCCUCUUAACUCGCAGUGAUAUUGAUUAAUAAUCACGUAAACAAAUGAUAAUAUUCUCACUCAAUGAUUUUAACUAAUUGAAUAUUAGUUAUUUUGAUCAGAUGAUGAUUUGGUGACAUCUCACUAAGGGGUGUGUUGCAAAAAUGCACCUGUUCAUAGAUACAAUGUAUAAAAAACUUGAGAAGUUUUCUGUAUUAAACAUCAUUUUGAACUU